This is a messenger RNA of Naegleria fowleri, 1809 nucleotides long. RefSeq lists its product as uncharacterized. The transcript has 5 exons. Lineage: Eukaryota; Heterolobosea; Eutetramitea; Acrasida; Naegleriidae. Bases 1 to 1809 code for a protein of 602 amino acids. Gene Ontology annotation, biological process: protein localization to membrane. The record is from RefSeq and is a predicted model, not a curated record. Gene Ontology annotation, cellular component: membrane.
AUGCUCAAACAUCUCUGGCUGCCAUUCCUUCUUCUUGUGACAUCUCUGGUUGCCGUGUUGGCGAUUGGAGUAGUGGUGGCUGAUGAAACAACACACAGAUAUGAGGUUGGAGAAUCGGUUACUUUAUGGGCAAAUCAUGUUGGCCCACACUAUAACCCAUUAGAAACAUAUCCCUAUUAUGAAUCACAUGUUCCUGUUUGUAAACCGAAUGAUCCAACCAAGGGAGAAUUUAAAUUGGAAUAUAAAUCACUCUCUCUCGGAGAAGCCCUGCAAGGACAAGAUCUCGUAAAAGUCUACGGAAUUGAAACGAUUUUCAGAAAGAAUACCCCAAUUACACGUCUUUGCAAAAUGACUUUAACUCAAAAGGAAAGAGAACAAUAUAUUUAUGCUAUUGACAAUCAAUAUUGGUAUCAAUAUUAUCUAGAUGAUCUUCCAAUGUGGGCCAUGAUUGGAGGCUAUGCACUUACAAAGAAAGGAGACAAGAUUGAAAAAGUUCCUUUUGUUUACACUCAUCAAUUAUUUCAAAUUGAGUGGAAUGAAGAUAGAAUUAUUAGCGUAAAUUUAACAACAUCAAGAAGAAAACCAAUACUGGAAAACACAAACGAAAUUAGUUUUACCUACGAAGUAGUUUGGAAUCAAAACACUAAGCUUCCUUUUGAGCAACGAUUUGAAUUAUAUCUCGAACAAAAUUUCUUCCAACACAAGAUUCACUGGUUUUCCAUUAUUAACAGCUUUAUGAUGGUUUUGUUUUUGAGUGCUGUUGUUUUCAUGAUUUUAAUUAGAACACUUCAUAAGGACCUAGCUGCCCUUGAAAAACAUGCAAAAUCAAAACUUGGAGGAGAUAUCGAAGUCGGAAACGAAAGUGACAGUGAAUUUGAUAUUAUUGGAAGUGGAGACUCAUCUGACAGUGGUCCAUGGAAAAUGUUACAUGGAGACGUUUUUCGCAAGCCAACAAAUCUCACAUUAUUGUGUGCAGUGUUGGGAACAGGUUUUCACUUGCUCUUUUUGGCCCUAUUUUUGAUUGCACUCUCUAUUGUCAACACUUGGCAUGAUACACGUGGCGCUUUAUUGAGAGCGUUUGUCAUCAUGUACUGUGUGACUAGUUUCAUUGGUGGAUACUUCAGUGGUCAUUUCUAUUUGAAGUGGAAAGGAACAGGAGAUAGAUGGAUUAGAACUGCUCUUUGGACAGCUUGCAUUUUUCCAUUUACAGUAUUUUUUAUUUGUCAUGUGGCUUUUAUUACACUGCCAUUAACUUUUGUUGGUACUAUUGUUGGUAGAAAUUUCCCAUCUAAGAUUGGACCAAAAGCUCAUAGUUUUCCUUGUCAAGUCAACCAAUUCCCACGACCAAUUCCUCCAAAACCAUGGUACUUGAGCCCUUUAAGCAUGUUUUUGUUUGGAGGAAUUUUACCAUUUGGCAGUAUUUUUAUUGAGCUCUAUUUUGUCUUCACUUCAUUCUGGAAUUAUAAGUUUUAUUAUGUGUAUGGAUUUUUACUUUUGGUGUUCCUCAUCCUGAUUGUUGUCAUUGCUUGCGUUUCUAUUGUGACUACAUUCUUCUUAUUGAACUCUGAAGAUUGGAAAUGGGUGUGGCAUUGUGUCAUUGUUGGAACAAGUACUGGCUUUUAUGUGUUCCUCUACUCCAUUUACUUCCUGAAUACCAAAACAAGAAUGCGAGGUCUGUUCCAACUCGUAUUCUACUAUGGAAUCACAUUCAUGUUCUGUGCUGGUCUUUCGUUCAUGUGUGCAGCCAUUGCGUUCGCUGCCACCUACAACUUUGUUAAGCGAAUCUACAAGGAUAUCAAGGUGGAUUAA